This is a messenger RNA of Oldenlandia corymbosa var. corymbosa, 423 nucleotides long. Lineage: Eukaryota; Viridiplantae; Streptophyta; Magnoliopsida; Gentianales; Rubiaceae. The record is from the annotation of a GenBank genome assembly.
AUGGGAACUAAUGAACAUGCCGAAAGCAAUGAGAAAGAAGAUGAUCGCUCAUCUAAGUCAAAGGAGAUUGAGGAAGACGAGGAUGACUUAGCUGAGUUGGUGGCUAACGACGACAUCAAAGCAAACAUGGAUUUCAUAGAAAAACACUCAGACAAUAAUCUCAAGAAAAAUAUAGAUGUUAAUGAGGAAGAAGAGGAAGACUCAUCUGAGUCAGAGGAGAAUGAGGAAGUAGAUGAUGGCUCGGGUGACUUGGUGCUAGGAGGUGAUAUUAAAUCAAGUAGGCGUCAUGAAAACAUGGAUUUGGGAGAGAAGUUCUCCAGCAAUCCUCUCAAGCAAAUUGUGGUAGCUAAUGGGCAUGAAGAUGAUGGAUCUUAUGUUCAGAAGCUGAAGCGAGCCAAGAUCGUGAUUUGGGAGGUGAAAUAG